Acanthosepion pharaonis is the source of this 852-nucleotide messenger RNA. The record is from the annotation of a GenBank genome assembly. NCBI's taxonomy places the organism in Eukaryota, Metazoa, Mollusca, Cephalopoda, Sepiida, Sepiidae.
AUGAUCAUCAUAGCAUUACUGAUGAUCAUUUACGUCAUCGUUCAAGUACGAUUCGUCAUCACUACACAAAACAUCACGCAUCAAGAACGCAUCUCCUUUCUCCAACCAAUUUCUUCGUUCAUAUUUCUGGUAUCAAUCAUAACGAUACACAAAAUUAUGUCACCAUCCUCUCAUUACUUUUUUCUUCUCUUCACUCAUAUUCCCUAUACUAAUUUUCUACUUUAUUUCUUUUUACUCUUUCUCUCUCUCUCCUCCUCUCUUUUCUUUUACUUCCUUUCUGUUUAUCGUCUGUUUUCCAUUUAUCAGCCAAAAACUCUCCUUUUUGUAUUGUUUUGUUUCCCUUUCUUUUUUCUCUUUUUUUUAUUUUUACACCGCAUUCCUUCUCUUUUUCUCUGUCUAUCAGCUUUAUCUCUCUGUCUCUGUCUUUUUUCUUGCCUCUCUUUCUUGGUGUUAAACUAUCUAAACUGGUCUCUUUCUAUCCUUUCUUACACUUUCAUUAACUUUCUUACCUUCUCUCGCUAUUCUCUCUCACUCUAUUUCUAUCUCCCUUUCUUUCCCAAGCUUACCUACCCUCUGCUUUUACCACGAAGAGGGAUUUAUAAGGACUUCAUUUAUUCUCUCUCUCUCUCUCUCUCUCUCUCUCUCUCUCUCUUUCUCUCUCUCUUUUUCUUUCUCUUUCUUUCUUUCUUUCUUUCUCUCUCUCUCUCUUUCUUUUCUUUCUUUCUUUCUUUCUUUCUUUCUCUCUCUCUUUAUGCAUAUUUGUUUAUCCAUAUGUUAUUUUUUCAGUAUUUAUAUGCAACAGAACUACGCUAUUCAAAACGAUUCAUUUCUCAAAUACAGGAAACACUCUAA